AUGUCGGAAGCCAAUUUGACCGAGAGCAUCGAGGCUCGCAAACAACGUCGACGCGCAGCUGGACGGAGCGGAGGUGAAUUUGAGCUUGUUCCAAAUUCUGAAAGACUCAGUUAUCGCUAUGUCUGGCCAGACAAAGAAAAAGAACUUGUUGAUAGGCUUGUGUCCUGGGCUCGCGACGAACCCGCCGAUGAUACCGUGGUAGCUAACUCACAGCAGCCGUCAACACACAGUGCACAGCUUGAGGCAGAGGAAAACAACCUGAGCAGGGAGAACACCGAGCCCAAGGUACCAAAUGAUGACAUUCGCCAUGACAAGCGGAUGAUUUCUGGAAAAGAAGACGGGAAGGAACGAGGAGCGUUCACCAGACUGCAUAGGCGCAUCUCCAGAUGGUUUCAGCGCAAAAAGGACGACGGCAAAGAAAAUGAGGGGCCGAAGCGUGGUAAGCCUGCAUCAGAACAAGACCAGCCUUGGAUUUCGAAGCGCCAGCUAUUGUCAUUUAGCUCGAAGAGCCUUUCCAAGGAGCACUUGGAGCAACAAGAUGGCCGUGUAUCGAGACACGAGGAGGUGAACAGGAGUUUCUUUGCCGCGCCAGAACGUUCAAUGGACUCUGACAGUCAACUGGAGAGUGGAAUCCGGUAUUCGAAUAUCGUCGAUGAUCAUAAGUUUAGCGACUGGGAGUGA
Messenger RNA from Fonsecaea erecta, 681 nucleotides. RefSeq lists its product as hypothetical. Lineage: Eukaryota; Fungi; Ascomycota; Eurotiomycetes; Chaetothyriales; Herpotrichiellaceae. The transcript has 2 exons. The coding region runs from base 1 to 681 and encodes 226 amino acids. The record is from RefSeq and is a predicted model, not a curated record.